UCGGAGCGUUCAUUAAAAAAAAGGAAUUAAGACUGUAAUUCGUACGGCUGUGCAGGCAGCCUUCAAAACGUGCCCCAAGUCUAACUGAUGCAAUAUCACCUGCCUGAGCCUGCAGCCAGCCUGAAACAAUUGCUUGGAGAUUUCUCUGCCCCACUCCCGUAAACAAAGGAAGAUGAGAAUUCAUUUCAUCUGAGUUUUACCUGCCCCUUGAACAACGGCACCAUGGAUCUGGCCUACGAGCUGCCCAACGUCACCGAGUUCUGGUUCUCCUCAGCCUCCCAGUUCGACAACUUCUCCACGGAGAUGUCUGCCAACGCCUCCCAGAACACUACGGGCCAGCAUUUUGACCUGACCAGCAACGCCAUCCUUACCUUCAUCUACUUUGGGGUGUGCAUCAUAGGCCUGUGCGGCAACACACUGGUGAUCUACGUCAUCCUCCGCUAUGCCAAGAUGAAGACCAUCACCAACAUCUACAUCCUGAACCUGGCCAUUGCAGAUGAGCUUUUCAUGCUGGGGCUGCCGUUCCUGGCCAUGCAGGUGGCUCUGGUUCACUGGCCCUUCGGCAGAGCCAUCUGCCGGAUUGUCAUGACGGUGGACGGGAUCAACCAGUUCACCAGCAUCUUCUGCCUGACCGUCAUGAGCAUCGACAGGUAUCUGGCUGUAGUCCACCCCAUCAAAUCCGCCAAGUGGAGAAGGCCCAGAACGGCCAAGAUGAUCAACGUGGCCGUAUGGGGCAUUUCCCUUCUCGUCAUUAUGCCCAUCAUGAUUUAUGCUGGGAUCCAAAACACCCAUGGAAGGAGUAGCUGCACCAUCAUCUGGCCAGGCAAGUCCAGCGCGUGGUACACAGGGUUCAUCAUCUAUACCUUCACUCUGGGCUUCCUGGUGCCCCUCGCCAUUAUCUGCCUUUGCUACUUGUUCAUCAUUAUCAAAGUCAAGUCCUCUGGGAUCAGAGUGGGCUCCUCCAAGAGGAAAAAAUCAGAGAAGAAAGUCACCAGGAUGGUCUCCAUCGUAGUGGCAGUCUUCAUCUUCUGCUGGCUUCCCUUCUACAUAUUUAACGUCUCCUCCGUCUCCGUCUUCAUCACUCCCACACCCUUCCUGAAGGGUAUGUUUGAUUUCGUCGUGGUUCUCACCUAUGCCAACAGCUGUGCCAACCCCAUCCUCUACGCCUUUUUGUCUGACAACUUCAAGAAGAGCUUUCAGAACGUUCUCUGCCUGGUGAAGGUCAGUGGCAUGGAUGAUGCAGACAGGAGCGACAGCAAGCAGGAAAAAUCCAGGCUAAAUGAGACCACGGAAACUCAAAGGACUCUGCUCAAUGGUGACCUUCAGACAAGUAUCUGAGAGGACUCCAGGAUUGCCCUUCUCAGCUGUCCUCUUUCCUCCUCCUCCCCACUCCUUUAUAUGGCAGUAGCACAUAGCAAGUCAGGUCAAGAGUACUUGGUCUUUGUUUGCUUGUCUUAGGGGAUGGUAAUGCAGGGAUGGGGGCCUGUGCCAGGAGUCGCCUCUCAGCAGAAGGCAGGUUGGUUUUGAGUAUUCAGAAAGAUGCUGCUCAAGUACAACUUCAUACAUGGAAAAAACAGACACACACACACACACGUGUUUAAACAUAUAACAUGAGGUCAUGGGCCAAAUUCAUUCCUGUUGCAACUGCAUUGGUUGCACUGGUGUUACCCCCAGGGAUGUGUUUGGACAUACAGAACAUGUUCACACAUCUCUAACCACACCCAUGUAAACGGGCAAAUUCAGUAGAGUUGCACAUGAGGCAUUUCUGCUGGACUUGGUUACACAUACCAACAUGCUCCAUACAGCAUAGAUCACAUAUGUCUAAACAGAGCUAUUCAUGUCUGUUUCUUUGCAAAUCAGGAGAGUCAGCUGAAAAUGAGAGAGAGAGAGAGAGAGAGAGAGAGCGAGCGCAGUCUUAAGAAUCAGAGUGCAUACACACUGAGAUCCUCCACUAGGACAUGAAGAAUAUUUCAUUUUAUUACUCAGCUAGUAAAAUUUUAUUUUUUUAAGAAUGAAUCUCCUGAAGCUCCCCUAGUUUUAUUAGACUAUUACUGUAUUUGUUUACAAGUUGCUUUUCCUGCCACCGGAGAAGCAACAGAUCAGAAUGAAAGAAAUCACAGCAGAAGGAAAAUAUCCCAGCCCCAGUACAGUGUGUGUGUGUGAGAGAGAGAGAGAGAGAGGAUGGACAGAUAGGACUUAGACUCCUAAGAGAUUUGGAACCCAAUUCCCAUUAAAAUUGAUGCCUUGAGGCAGCCUGGAAAAUCUCAGUUUAUAUACACACACCUGUGCAGUCAGAUACAUGGUGGUGGUAUGUACCUGAGCAGUGAUAUUUGUGGUGCACCUUUGAUCACCUGACCUGGACUCUGCCCACCAGUCCAUCUGUCCAGCGUUACUUCUCACCUCCCAGACCUUAGAGCAGCUUCAAAUACAGCCACCUUCCCUCCCCCCACCCCCUCGCUUAAAUCAACUUGCCAUAAAAAAGCUUUUCUCCUCUCCCUCAAAUGUAUAAUGUUUCCCUUCUUCCACCUGAAAUGAACUAUAAACACUGCUCCAAAGGGCGGCAUGGCCAUCUUCAGUCCUGGGCUAGUGGUGGGUUCCCAUAGUCACACAGCCGUUGCUUUUCUGUUGUUUUCCUCUAGUGGAAUAUGGCAGGGACUUUUAGCGAGCGGCUGGCUGAGAGGGAUCAGAGAUUAGCAGCAGCAUCCUUCCCAUGGAAAGUACCUGCAAGUUUUUAAUCUGCAGAGAGACACACAGAUUCUGAGUGCCGUUCAGUUCUAGUGUUCAUGAUGCUGGGACUGAAACAGCUACCAGAAUAUUGCUGAGGUGUACGUGUGCUUUGUGUGGUGUUAUCACACACACACUCACACACACUCUCUAUUGAAUCCAUUGUCUCUCUCUCUCUCUCUGGCUGCUCAGCGAGGCCUUUAAGUCCCAUGUGCAUGUUUUCUGUUGAUGUUCCUGGCGAAGGCUGACUAGCAAGACAAGGUGGAUGCUUUACUUUGCCAUUGCUCUGAGCGUGGAUGUUUCUGACGCCGCAGAUGUUGUCUAAAGAAGGUACCAAGUGAGAGGCUAACGGACAUUUGACAGCUCUGUCUAAAAUACUGACAGAUGCCAGGCAUGGUUGGUGUGUGCUUGGUUCUAAAAUUUAGUUACCAUUGGGGGGGUGGAGGGGUGGGUUCGGAUUCUGGGGGAAUGAGCUGUGAUACUGCCGGGCCAAAUUUUCUUCUCAGUUACAGUGGUGUAAAUCUAGCCUAACUUUCUUCAGAAAGCAGAGCACAGCUUCUCCACACCUGUGAAGGCAGCUGUAAAGUGCUUGGGGGAGUCUGGAGCCAUGGUGCCAAGAUACUAUGGCGAUAGAUGUAAAUACGUCAGCUGGGUCAGCGAGGAUCACAUGCUGGAGGCUAGAGCAAAUGGUAAUUGCUGGGUUCACCUGUAGAGAAAUCUACUGAUGCUAAUCAGAUCUGCUCCUCACCCCCAAUCCACCCCGUCAGAGUGACUUUAGGGAAUAGGGAAACCCUGCCAAUAGGGAAACCCUGCGGCUUAAGGGGUCUGAUCGGGGGGAAAACAGAACAGACAUUUUUUUCUUUAAACCGCCAGUAGGUCUCCAAUUGCACUGGUAUAACUAGCAACCUAGACUUGGUCUCUUGUGAUGUGGUGCUUUCAGGAGAAGAGGAAGCCCUGGGGAGAUGGGAGUGACCUCUUUUGAAGCAGCGAGGGGAGCUGAAUGUUUGUUCUCCAGUGCUGCGGAGUGCUAGAGAAAUGACGCCUGCAUUACGGCCUUAUAGAUUUCGGAGGGCAAGUAUGUAAAUCACAUUUUCUGGAGGAAGAAAGCUCAUCGGGUACACAGCCAGGCCUCCCUCCAGCUCUCACCUUGUUCUCUAGUCAGCCCGAGGCAUUUUGGUGGUGCUUGUCACCCUAGUGUCUGAAAGUUUUACAAAUGAUUCCCGCCCCAUUUUACAGAUGAGGAAACCGAGCCCUGCAGAAGUUAAAGCCAGUGUUUUCCAGCGUUGUUUCUCACUGGGCCGACUCCAUGCCCUGGGUGCCGACGUGCCUCAAGCCGGGCACCCAAAAGUGAAAGCAGCCCAGCUGAGCGGGGGUCGUUUGAAAACUUUGGCUGAGGCCGUGCCCAUGCUCCCGCUGGGAGCCUCCCCACUCCCAGUCCUGUGCCUCAAAUACAAGGUUUCUCCUCCCUCCCUUUGCAGCCAGCCCUGAUCCUUCCACCUAGCACCACGCCUCCAAAGCCCACAAGUGGCAUUCAAUGCUACAGGCCGUGUUCCCUAGAACCCCACCCCUUGAUUCCCCCAGGCACGGUCAUUUACAACAGUGCAACGGGGUGGACAGGGCUCCUCAGCCAGCCUAGGAACCAUUUACACUGGGGUCAAUAGCUACACAAGGAGGAUCUGGCCCCUGGGUGCUAACUAGCUAGGUUAGCGUUCUGCUGGUGCAAAGCAGAGUUUUGCACAGUCGCUUCCAUCAGAUGAAUGUGCCCUUCAUUUGUUUUGAACCAGAAUCUUGAUAUACUCCCCUCUCCGUUACAUUUAACACCUGCUCAGGCGUGAAACUCUGCCCUCAGUUACCAAUAUGCAACCCCAUUGCCUUCAGAGGGGGUAAUCGACAUCUGGGCUCACGCGUGUAAGCAAUCUCUCCCCCUCGCCCCAGCUGUCUUUUCAAACACAGGACAGAGAACAAGAAGUUUCACACACACACACACACACACACACACAUGCACGCACGCAGCCCGUUAGCUUGUUGCUGGCCAGGUGGCAAGGACCCUGUUUUAUCUCUGGGCUGUCUGAGGUAUGCUGCUAUAUGCCAUUUUUAUAAGGAGGAAGUAAAUAUUAACCAAGGCUUUGCAACAACAAAAAAUAAAAUAUACUAUUGAUGCUCCGGGGAUUAAAAACAAGAGGAACAUGUCACAUUAAAAUGAAA
Molecule: messenger RNA, 4929 nt
Organism: Mauremys mutica (yellowpond turtle)
Lineage: Eukaryota; Metazoa; Chordata; Testudines; Geoemydidae
Gene: SSTR2
Product: somatostatin receptor 2
Exons: 2
Coding region: 223-1338 (371 amino acids)
Biological process (GO): cellular response to estradiol stimulus; cellular response to glucocorticoid stimulus; neuropeptide signaling pathway
Cellular component (GO): neuron projection; membrane
Molecular function (GO): somatostatin receptor activity; neuropeptide binding
Source: RefSeq, a predicted model, not a curated record